Molecule: messenger RNA, 1029 nt
Organism: Megalops cyprinoides (Indo-Pacific tarpon)
Lineage: Eukaryota; Metazoa; Chordata; Actinopteri; Elopiformes; Megalopidae
Product: GTPase IMAP family member 7-like
Exons: 2
Coding region: 1-1029 (342 amino acids)
Molecular function (GO): GTP binding
Source: RefSeq, a predicted model, not a curated record
AUGAUCAAGAAUUUUCCACGCCCAGGACGAAAAAUCCAGACAAAAACCAGUGAGCUUCGGAUUCUGCUGGUUGGAAAGACUGGAGUUGGGAAGAGUGCAACAGGAAACACCAUCCUGGGGAAAGAUGUGUUUCAGUCUGAGGUCUCCUCCUCCUCAGUGACAGCUAAAUGUAAGAAAAAGACAGAGCAUGUAAACGGCAGGCACGUUUCGGUAAUCGACACCCCAGGAAUGUUUGACACAAAACUUAGUAAUGAGGACAUUAUGAAGGACAUCUUAAAAUCCAUCUGCCUUAUGGCCCCUGGACCACAUGCAAUCUUAAUCGUGCUUCAGCUGGGACGAUUCACACAAGAGGAGAAAGACACUUUGGAGGUGAUCAAGCUCACCAUAGGUGAGAACGCUCUGAAGCACUCAAUAGUGGUUUUCACACAUGGAGAGCAGCUAAAAAACAAAACUUUAAGUGACUUUGUAGGCAAAUCUGGCAAAGACCUCAAAGAUAUUGUGGAUAAAUGUGGGAAAAGAUACAUAGCCUUCAACAAUGAGGUCAAAGGAUUCAACAAUCAAGCCCGGACACUUCUGACGCAAAUAGAUGAGCUGGUUGCCAAGAAUCAAGGCUUCUACACCAACAACAUGUUCCCAAAGGCAGAGGAGGCCAUCCAGAAAGAGAAGGAGAGGAUCAGGAAAAGGAAAGAGGAAGAGUUUAUAAAGAGGAUGGCAGAACUGAAUGCUGAAUACAGAGGGGCAGAACUGUUGGAGAAGAUAAAAGAGCUCAUAGCAGCAACGGAGGAAGAAUUGCAGGCAGAGGCAGAAAAAAACAACACUUUCAUAAAGGAGUGGCUGGUUGCACUGGGAGCAGGAGGCUUAGCAGGAGGAUUAGCGGGAGGAGCAGGAGUAGGAGCAGCAGUAGGAGUACUCGGUGGACCCGUGGGGAUUGCGGUCGGAGCAGCAAUAGGAGCAGGAGUGGGAGCAGCUGCAGGAGGAGGGGCAGGUGUCGGGAUUAAAGCUGCGAUCACGAAGUGCCGUAUUCAGUGA